Molecule: messenger RNA, 1335 nt
Organism: Cannabis sativa
Lineage: Eukaryota; Viridiplantae; Streptophyta; Magnoliopsida; Rosales; Cannabaceae
Product: phototropin-1-like
Exons: 6
Coding region: 1-1335 (444 amino acids)
Biological process (GO): protein phosphorylation
Cellular component (GO): plasma membrane; nucleus; cytoplasm
Molecular function (GO): ATP binding; protein serine/threonine kinase activity
Source: RefSeq, a predicted model, not a curated record
AUGAAAUACUACGAUAUACUCUUCUCUUUCAAAUGGAGCUUCCAACAAAGCCACACAAAUCCUCUGAUUUCGCCUACUCCACCAUCCUCUCCGCCACUCGAGAAUGGCCUCUCGUUACACAACUUCAAGAUCCUAAAAGAAAUCGGCGCCGGUAUCGGCAAAGUUUACCUCUGCAAACUAAAUAAUAACUCGGGUGCAUCUUGUUACUGUGCCAUGAAAGUUGUGGACAAAAAGAUGCUCGCGGUGAAGGGCAAGGUUAACCGAGCGGAAAUGGAGGAAAAAAUCAUGAAAAUGCUCGAUCACCCGUUUCUUUCGAGUCUCUACGCGGAGUUUGAAGACCAACAUUUCUCCUAUAUUGUGAUGGAAUAUUGCUCGGGUGGCGAUCUUAACUAUCUUCGUCAUCAACAUCCUCGAAAACAGUUUUCGCUCAACUCCGCAAGAUUUUACGCCGGGGAAGUUCUACUAGCAUUAGAGUAUCUUCAUAUGUUGGGCAUAAUCUACAGAGAUUUGAAACCCAAAAACGUGCUCGUCAAGUCAGAUGGUCACAUCAUGCUAACUGACUUUGAUCUUUCGCUUUGCUCCGACGCAAUCCCAGUCGUUGAAUCAUCACUUGAAUCACCCAUGCUCGCGGUGAAGGGCAAGGUUAACCGAGCGGAAAUGGAGGAAAAAAUCAUGAAAAUGCUCGAUCACCCGUUUCUUUCGAGUCUCUACGCGGAGUUUGAAGACCAACAUUUCUCCUAUAUUGUGAUGGAAUAUUGCUCGGGUGGCGAUCUUAACUAUCUUCGUCAUCAACAUCCUCGAAAACAGUUUUCGCUCAACUCCGCAAGAUUUUACGCCGGGGAAGUUCUACUAGCAUUAGAGUAUCUUCAUAUGUUGGGCAUAAUCUACAGAGAUUUGAAACCCAAAAACGUGCUCGUCAAGUCAGAUGGUCACAUCAUGCUAACUGACUUUGAUCUUUCGCUUUGCUCCGACGCAAUCCCAGUCGUUGAAUCAUCACUUGAAUCACCCAUGCUCGCGGUGAAGGGCAAGGUUAACCGAGCGGAAAUGGAGGAAAAAAUCAUGAAAAUGCUCGAUCACCCGUUUCUUUCGAGUCUCUACGCGGAGUUUGAAGACCAACAUUUCUCCUAUAUUGUGAUGGAAUAUUGCUCGGGUGGCGAUCUUAACUAUCUUCGUCAUCAACAUCCUCGAAAACAAGUUUUCGCUCAACUCCGCAAGAUUUUACGCCGGGGAAGUUCUACUAGCAUUAGAGUAUCUUCAUAUGUUGGGCAUAAUCUACAGAGAUUUGAAACCCAAAAACGUGCUCGUCAAGUCAGAUGGUCACAUCAUGCUAACUGA